AUGGUUCUGAAUGAAGGUGUAUUAUUUGCUGCAAUGGAAGACGGUUCUGUUUUGGCAUGGAAAUCAAAUUCACAAUCCAGCAACCCUGAAGAAUUGGCAGCUCUAGAAGGCCAUGAUUCUGCUGUAAUCUCCCUCGUUAUCGGAGCAAAUAGGCUCUUUUCAGGAUCUACAGAUCAAACAAUCAGAGUUUGGGAUCUUCAAACAUUGGAAUGUAUUCAGACAUUAAGAGGGCACAAUGAUUCAGUGACUUGCCUGAUUUUUCUAUUUUCCGGAUCAUCAGACAAGAGUUUGAAAAUAUGGGGAGCAACAGAGAAUGGAAGCUUGGAAGUAAUUCACGAGAUGAAACAAGAAAGUGGAAUUCAUUCUCUCAAUGGGAUAUCUGAUACUACAAAAGAUCAGCACAUCCUGCUUUGUUCGACGGAAGACAAGAUUGUUCAUAUCUAUGAUUUGCCUUCAUUUGCAGAAAAGGGAAGAACAUUUUCAAAAGGUCAAGUCCUCGCUGUUGAGACUGGUCCAGGAGGCCUAUUUUUCACAGGUGAUUCCACAGGGCAGCUAUCUGUUUGGAAAUUGGAUUGA
Messenger RNA from Oldenlandia corymbosa var. corymbosa, 576 nucleotides. The record is from the annotation of a GenBank genome assembly. NCBI's taxonomy places the organism in Eukaryota, Viridiplantae, Streptophyta, Magnoliopsida, Gentianales, Rubiaceae.